GUUGAGGGUUGUCCACUGCUGGUGAUAAUUGUGUCUUCGUGGCAAGUUGCAUGAUAAAUUGACCGUAGCAAUCUAAGUGAACGGCGCCUGACUGAAGAAAACGACGGAAUAACAGGGCUAAAAACACUCACAACCACAGGCUUUUGAUAAAGUAUGGAUAACAGUGGCAGCACACCACAUACCAUUAAACGAAAAUUAUCUGACACUUCAAUUGAUGUUGGUCAAACAGGUAAAAAGACACGACUGCAAGUCAUUAUCCCCAGACUCAAACUCUCUGAAGAACAGUUACAAAGAUUACAAAUAUUUACCACAAAACUUCAAAUGGCAUCAGUCAACAAGGAACAUGAGAUUCCCUCAAAUAACAAUGGUGCUGCAAACACAUCAACCACAGAGGAAGUUGCAGAUGUGGUACCAUCAACAACCAAACCAGUAAGGAGAAAAGAAAAAAAUUCUGAAGCAGAGAGUCCUGUGAGGCACAGGUUGUCAGACCUCCUGGGUGGAUUAUCUACUGGCUAUAUUGAGACAUACCCUGAUUGUGAAGAGACGUAUACAGAAAGGAUUGUUUGUGAGCUACCCAAUGGUAGCAGUUGUCUCCAUCCAAAGUCAGUGAAGGCGGGUUUGUUUCAUUCAGAUGAGCCCCUUCCUAAUGAGAAUGGUGACUCUCCAUUUUUAUGGGAAAAAGACUGUAUUACAGUACCUUGCUAUCCAGAUGUUGUGUCUGAGACCUGCCAGCAGGUGAAAGAAGAUUUUGGCAAGACAUUAUUGAAUGACAAUGGCCAAGAGGCUAAUCUCAAAACUGCAACUAUUGAGCAAGAUGACUGGGAUUGGCUGAAAGAGAACCAACAGUUGCAACCUGGUUGUAGCAGUGGUAGUAGCAGUGGCAGUUUUUCACAUGAACCUGAAUCUUUAAGUGCUGAUCAGUACCAGAGUACUGUUGAGGUUAUGAAUUCCCUUCUGACAAGUUUUGCCGAAGAAAAGGAAGCAAAGACACAACUGGAACAACUAGUAUCACAGCUAGAAGAAAAGAACAAAGAACUUGUUUCAGAGUGUGAAAACCUAAGGAAGCUUGUGAAUGAUUUUCUUCCUCCCUCAAUGGGGAAACCUGAAACUGUUUCGAGAGGGAUUCAAAUUAAUAUGGACUUGAGUCUCCGCCGCGGAAGAGCUGUUGAUAGAGCAACCUCCCCAUUUAGAACAGGGGGCCCCUCUCCAGAUGUAACUCUUGUUUCACUUUCUAUCGGAUGUCAGGCAAGCCCAGAAGAAUUAGAACCUCCAAAGAAAAUGGCGUCCAGUUUUUGCCAAACAGAUCCUGUAGUUGUGCCUGGAUUGCAACCACGAUCUUCGACGCAAAAUGCUGUUGCUACAAGGGUGCAAGGGAUUGUCAUGCCUAGCAUCCAGGGAAAAACUCAUAUUCAGCCUCCAGUUAGCAAUCCCAAGCCACCAAACCCCUCUCAAGUGGCACAUAGUCAACCUAUUUUUGGCCAACCUGGAACUGGGAUGAAUGUGCGGCAAGUAACCUUUCAACCUCCACCGUUAACGCAAGGACAAAGGUCAAACGACUUAAUGAGCAAACAGCUUUACACAACUAGCCUAGAUACUCGGUACCCCGUGAAUAUUGCUCAGGCCUCGGGUUACAAUACUGUAGGUUACCAGACUUCGGGUAACAUUGCUGCAAGUUACCAUGCAAGUGUACCGAAUGCAGUUCACUCAAAUUCAAAUUCAACCCCAUUACAGUUGCCUGGAAGUCAUCAAAAUGCUUAUCAUGGUAAUUAUGUCGUUUGGAAUAAAGGAAGCGCAACAAAUCCCUCUUCAAAUGUUCUAGGGCAUGUGCCUCAGCAAGUUAGGUUAAAUCAGUCAACAGGCCAGAGCUUCAGUUCUUUGAAUCAGAUGUUACCGUACACUAGUCAGAGAUCGGCAACGUUUCGCAGUCAGUUCGCAGGACAGCAACAGCGGCCAAAUCAAGCCAUAGCAGGGAACGUUCGUUUUACUUCGACCUUUCCAAACAAUGAAAAGACGACGCCAAAUCAAGAAGUAGCACACGCACAUAGGAAUUCUGUUUCUUUAAACCAAACGUAUAAUAGAAGUUCAUCCUCUACCAGCACUCCCGCACAGUACACAGGAACACAACAGCAUUCUGCUUCGCAGCAGAUGAAUCCUAGGCACUUAGCACAGCUGCUAAGAGAUUCACCACGUGAUGUUCAAAUGAACAUACGACGGUACAAUGAUGAAAUUCAGCGUCAGAUUACGCGUCGAGCUUCAAAAGAGUGGGUGCCAUCGUCCAGGCGCUGUGAACAACCGUCUUCCUCUCUUCAUGGAAUCUCGAAGAGUUUUAAUGAUCAGGUAGCUACUUCACAGCGUGUGGAGGGAGUGUCAUCACAGCGUGGAAGAAUUGAGUUAUAUAAAGGGCAGACGUGCGUUCGUCUAAACCACCCCCCAGCAGCUCCGAAUCUAACAGAGAGGGUACCAGUCAUGUCAAAUUUGAUAGCUAAGGACAAGGAACAAAUACAACAGAAUUUAUCAUCGUCUCUGUCAUCAAACAGCUUCAACAUUGCCCAGGCAACACCAGUCGAUGGAAACUCAGAUAAAAGGGUACAAUCUCACAUCCAAACUUUGAGCCACUAUGGCGAAGUUCAGGCUCAGCGUGUUUACAAUGAGUCACAAGGCACGUCCAGCAAUAAAAACCAGCCACUCAAUGUAGUAAACGAACCGCAUUCUUAUGUAACAGAGCUUCCUAACUCGGGUCAGCAGUCUCAGUUAAUGAUCUCGUAUGCAAAUCGUGUAGUCUCCAUGUCAGAGCAAAGAUCAGCCCCCACCACAGCUAAUCCGCCUCGUCAUGAUGCUGGAAACCAACUGCAGUCCAACCAAACAUCAACAGAUGUUGCAUACUCUAACAGAAGCUUGAGAGGUGGAACGGUUGAACGCAAUGUACAUUUUAGUCAUGAUAUUGCCUCCGGUAGUGUGCAUAGAAAUAUAUCUUCAGGAGAAACAACAGUUCCGAAGGAGAACAUCAGUAGCGAAAGUAGAACCUGGAAAACAACACCAAAUAACCAAAGAAACAAUCCAGAAACGGCUGAUUCACAUUCAAAUGAUGUUGAUGUUGGGCACGGAAAGGAGGAUUUAAGUAGCUCCAUUUGCUCAAGUAAAUUCGCUUCCACACAAAUGGACACUUCAAACCAAGAUGAUAGUACAAACCAGGCAUUUAAGGAUCCGUACAAAAUACCAUCCAAAACACCCGGUGGCGUCUUAGAGGAAACAGUUCAACGACUCAUAACUUUAAAAAAUAGAAUCGCCAACUCGGAAAACUCUUCUGAGAAUGGAUGUGCGUCAGCAAAUUCUAACGGUGAAUCGGUAGUUAACGUUUCAAAGGCAGUUAGUGGCCAAGAGGACAAAGAACAGGUUGAACCUCAAGUAGUAGCUAGUGAAGAACUUGACAGUGAUGGUAAGGAGGUUACCAGCAGUUUGGAGGAUGACAAUAGUUUUCAAGACCCGUACGUAAAUCUUAUGUCCCCGGUGAUACCAAGAAUGACCAUUCCGAGGCGAUCUCGUUCACUCUCACAAAGGCGCAGCCUGGAUGAUGUUGGGGAUGUUUCAAGUGCCUCCAAUGUAGAUUGUUCCUUGUACGGUCAGGGUGGCAGUGAUGAGAACAUUGACCCUGGAGCCUCACAUGAACUAGUUGGCAAUGAAGAGGGUGCAAAAGAAAGUGCAAGAAGUGAGCAAGAAAGUGAAGUAACGUUCAGAACAGAUCCCACUGAUGAGACCGACAGCCGUGAACUUGAAAAUGGAACGUUUGGUGGUAAUGACCAAGACCAUAUUUUUUCUGAGGAUACAGUGGUAGAAGAACAACAAGGUACUUGCAGUACUAAAGAUCAUGAAAUGUAUACACCGACAGACUUGGAAUGUGCGACAUCGGAACCAAGCAGGUUAUCAUUAUCAGUCUCAAACAAUGAAGGAUUAGAACAGUUACUUGAUUCUACACCAAGCGACACUGUGGAAGAAUCACCGGGUAGUUGCAGUACCAAAGAUCAGGAAAUAAUUACUUCGACAAAUUCAGUAUUUGUGACCACAGGACAAAGCAAGCCAUUCGCGUCAGUCUCAAGUAGCCAGCAAGUCGUAGGGACCUCUGCUACCCAGAAUGAAAGAUUAGGGUUACCAACGGAUAUUGCGAAAGAAGCUUCAGUGGAUCUUGACAAUUUGGAACAAGGUGAAUGUAGCCUUAUGCCCCAAGGUAAAGGUUGUGAGGAAGAGAAAAACACAUGUGCGAGCGAAGUAAAUGUCUUCAAAGAAGCUGUAGAUACGCGUAGUGAUACCAGGGGACCAUUCUCAACUUCCCUGAAAGUGGAAGCAAGCUGUAACGAGUGCAUGAGUGCAUCAUCAAAAACGGAUGAUAAAUCAGAUGCGGAAGAAUAUGGAAUGUGCGAGAUGACUACUAAAGGUCAAAUCUCGCCCUCCGUAGCCGACAUGAAAUUAACAAAGACACAGCAUUCAAUGAAUGUACCUCUUCCCUUAGGAGAAAAACUGGAGCAGAGUAAAGAAAUAUCAAAUUCUUUAGCAAAAAAUGGUCUAAAUGAAGAAAGCGCUUCCCCCAACAGAACAAUCAAAUCCGAAGAGAUAAAUUUACUUCCGAUUCCUCAAGUCGCUCUGCGUUUGGAGAAUGGAAGCACUGCUAUUCUUAUGUGGAACGUACCUCCUAAUAGCAAAGUUACGGAUAUAAAUUCUUUUGAAGUUUUUGCACUAAUGGUGACUCCAGAUGAACAGGGGAAGUCACUUGCUCGGUGGGUGAAAGUUGGCCAACUGAAAGCAAUAAAACUUCCCAUGGCAUGUAGAAUACGUCGUUUGUUGGGAAAAAAGGCUUCACUUCACCAUUUCAUUGUCCGGGCGAUUGGUAACGAUGGACAAACUGGGCCUUAUAGCUUACCAGCUGCUGCUUCAUAAUAAUAACGUGUUCUGUUGGAAUGACUGUUUGAUGCGUCUUACCUGGAGCAUUUAUUGAUCAUAAUUUAUCUGCUCGAUGUUACCCUCAGCAUAUUCAAAAGUUAGUUCUAGAUUUUUAUGUUAGAGCUGAUGUUGAAUGUCGCUGUGAAAAUCUGGCCCCUCAAUUAAGAUUCUUGGGAAACGUUUCUUCUUUUAAAAGAAAAUGAGAAAGUGUCUCCUGAUUGAGCCCUGAUUUUGUCAAGCAGCGGUAAACGCGUAAAUUAGCAAGUUCUUUUAAUUGUUACCUCUGGGUUUUGGAAAUUUAACCUCU
Messenger RNA from Pocillopora verrucosa, 5239 nucleotides. RefSeq lists its product as uncharacterized. Lineage: Eukaryota; Metazoa; Cnidaria; Anthozoa; Scleractinia; Pocilloporidae. The record is from RefSeq and is a predicted model, not a curated record. Gene Ontology annotation, molecular function: protein binding.